This is a messenger RNA of Botrytis fragariae, 1035 nucleotides long. RefSeq names its product putative short-chain dehydrogenase reductase protein. The transcript is spliced from 3 exons. NCBI's taxonomy places the organism in Eukaryota, Fungi, Ascomycota, Leotiomycetes, Helotiales, Sclerotiniaceae. Gene Ontology annotation, biological process: secondary metabolic process. The record is from RefSeq and is a predicted model, not a curated record. The coding region runs from base 1 to 1035 and encodes 344 amino acids.
AUGGUCCCCCUCCUCGAAAUCCACGCUCAAACCUCCCAUCUUCUACGCACCCACCCCUCCCCCCUAAUCGCAGUCUUCGUCGGCGGCACCUCUGGAAUCGGUACCCAUACUGUCCUCGCUCUCGCUUCUGCUCAUGCCAAAAAUAGUACCCAACCUCUUCUGCUCUUCAUCGUUGGAAGAAAUAAAGAUGCAGCAACGAGGAUUAUUGCCGAAUGCAAGGAGCUUUGUCCUCAUGGAGAUUUUCGCUUCGUGCAAGCGAGAGAUUUGAGUUUGUUGAAGGAUGUGGAUCGCGUUUGUGAGGAGAUAAGGAGGAUAUUAGAUGAGCGAGAAAAAGUAAAGGGAGAGAAAGCGUGGAUUGAUUUGUUGGUUAUGACGCAGGGGGUCCUUACCUUGUCUCGAAAUGCAACAAAAGAAGGCCUCGACGCCACCUACUCCCUCAUGUACUACUCCCGCAUGCGCUUCAUCACUCAACUCCUCCCCCUCCUCGUCUGCUCCCCUCUUCCCAGCCGCGUCAUCUCCAUUCUCAACCCCAAACUCCAUAGUAAGCUCAUCCCCGACGAUCUCUCCCUGCGCAAACAUAGCAUUCUCCGCUAUGCUUCUUCGCACUCUGAUGCAUGUUUAUCCCGGGGUGGUGAUGACGGAUAUGUUGGAGAAGGGGGGGUAUCUAGGUGGUUGAAGUGGACGUGGAAGUUCGGGAUUGGACCGGUGAUGAAGUUUUGGGAAACUGAAGGGGAGGUGUGUGGAGAGAGGAUUUUGUGGUUGGCGAGUGAGAGGUGGAGACCGAGGGGCUUGGGUAGCGAUGGAGAUAGAGAGGGGAAAGGGGAUGGGGAAGAUAGUUUGUGGGGUAUUGAGUUGGUAGAGGCGGUGGAUGGCACGCCGGGUGGGGGUAUGUAUAAUGUUGGAUCUGUGGGAGAGAGAUAUCCAACACCGAAGAUGUAUAAAAAGUACAAGGAAGAUGGCGUUGCUGAGGUGGUAUGGAAACAUACUAUGGAUGCUUUUAAAGUUAUUGAAGAGGGUGGUGUUUUUCAAGGUUGA